Chlorocebus sabaeus (green monkey) is the source of this 5443-nucleotide messenger RNA. Its product is annotated as putative pleckstrin homology domain-containing family M member 1P. NCBI's taxonomy places the organism in Eukaryota, Metazoa, Chordata, Mammalia, Primates, Cercopithecidae. The record is from RefSeq and is a predicted model, not a curated record.
CAAGAUCACACCACUACACUCCAGGCUGGGAGACAGAGCGAGAUUCUGUCUCAAAAACAAAAACAAACAAACAAAAAGACCAUUCUGGCCCCAGUGGAGUGCAGUAGGUGAAGGGGAGAGCCCUGGGUGGCGGCUGGUGUAAUUAACCCAGGGAGCUGGGCCUGGACUGAGUCAGCCAGAGGGGAGGCUGAGCGGAAGAAAGGGCUGAGGCAUGGGCAGGUCUUGAAUGUGGGACGGGAAGUCAGGGAGGAACUGUAUUGCACUAGUGGCAGCUGCCUGGCCGGGUUCUCUCCGGCAGACCUCGGACAUGUCUCCAAGGGCCAGAGAAGCCCCUAAGAGUGUCCUCUCCAGCCCUUGAGAGGAAGCCAUCACAGAAAUGCCUCACACCCUGUCCACCCACCAGACCUAGGUGUCCCUCCCGACAGCCAGGGAGGGGUGGGCAGAGGAGGAGUCGGGGCUCAGGAGACAGGUGGCACCCAGGUCCCCCAUCCAUGUGCCCCUGAACUUCCAGCCCUUGCCUGGCCCUUUCUUUCCCUGUCACUUCAUGGGUUCCAGGAGCUAAGAUUCGACCUCUCCCCUCUCUCCCGGAGAGCCCUCCAGAUUCCUCUGGUCUCUUUCUCAGGUAGCCAGCCUCACACCAGAGGACAAAGAGGGUUCUCAUUGUGUGGGUGGAGAAACUGAGGCCCCAAGUAGGCCUGGCUGUGCCCCGGUGCACCAGAGUUUCUCUCCUGGAGGCCAGGAGGGGAAGUGACUUCUCGCCCCUGGGUCAGUGCUCUCUCCCCUCUGGCCUUGACUGAGCACUGCGGAGAAACCAGUCCUUGCUGAGAGGGUGACAGGCCCAGGACACAGGGGCUCCCAGGGCUUCCACGACUAUGGUCAGAGGACAGAUGGCAAAGCUAAUUCUCCAUCCAGAUCAGCCCACACUCCUGCCAGCUCAGGGCCAACCUGUGUCCCCCCAACCCGCUGUGUCCCAUGUUUUCUUGGUAACAAAUGGCAGCUUCCCUUCCUAGAGUGCAGGAAGUUUAGUGGGGACACCAGUAUGGUAAACCAAGGGGCCAGUUGGCAUCUUGGCCUUUGUGGCUGCUUAAUGGGACUCACCGUUUCUACCCCAGAUUGGGCUCUCCUGGACCACAGCUGAGGCCACCAGCUGGGACAAGGCCAAGCCCCCAUUCCAGAUGCUCCACAGCUUGCGCCCGGGAGGCCCAGACCCAGGGCUGGCACCAUCCUGUCCCCAGAUGUCUGGGGCAUCCUGGGGCAGGUUCCCAAGCAUCCUCUGACUUGGAGUAACCUCCCACCGCCAGUACCCACCCAAACACACGCAGCCAGGCCAGGCAGGUUUUGUACCAGGGGACUUUCUGCAGGUGUUUCCUCUCUAUCUCUCAGGAUGGGGCCCCCUGGAUCCCUGCCGUUGGUGUGGUGGAAACUAGAGCCACAUUGGUGGCUGAGCCCUUGUCCUCUGCUGCCCCUGCUACCUCUGAAAUGGGAUCUGCUGUACUUAGGACACAUCUCAAUUGCUCUCGUGUAGCACUGAAACCAGACACUUGAAUGUCUGUCCCUCGGCCAAACCAGGGGCCACAGGAAGGCAGAGGCCAUAUCCUGUGCAUUGCUGUCCCCAGCAGUGUCCCUGGUAUGUGAUGGUGGCAAUAAUGACAACAGCCUGCAUCUCUAGGUAUUUAGCAGGUGGACAAGUGUGCAGGCUCAGGAGCCAGGCCCCUGUGUUCAAUCUUCGGCUGUCCUACCUACUAGCUGUGUGACCUCAGGCAAGUGAUUUAACCUCUCUGUUUCCUCUUCUCAAAAUUGGGAUUGUGAUAGUACCAGCCUCACAGGAUUAUUGUGAGGAUCAAAUGAAUGAAUGCGUAUGAAGCUCUUAGCCCAGUUCCUGGUCCCAGGUGUCAGCACCCGUCCUCCUCCUUAUGAUUAAUUACAUGUUUACUGGGAGCUUGGCACCAAGUCAAAUGCUUUAAAUAAAUUACUCAAUCCAGACAACUCCAUUUCCCAGACAGGGGAACCCAAGGUUCAGAGAGGUUAAGUAAUGUGCCCAAGAUCCAACCAGCUAGUUAGUUACCUUGAGGACUAGGUCCCAAGCCCAGGCAAGCUGAAUUGCACUCCUAGCCCCUGCCCCGCCCAGGCGGCAGGUGUCUGCCUGGUGAGCAGCGCCAGGGGAAUGAAAACAAACAACACAGGUUGGCCCGGGUCUUGGAAACCUCCCUAAAGAAUCACUUGUGUUUUGUUUGAAGGCUCAACCACAGGAAUUACCUCUUGGAGUCUCUGCAUAGGUUCAGUGUUGCUGACCUCCAGCAGGUGAGAGUGUCAUGUUUCCCCCGCCCAGACCUCCAGAGAGACCUCAUUCCCGGAGAAGUCAGCAGGGAAGAUGGGAGGGGUGUCUGUAGUUUACUGAAGACAGCAGUCCGCAGCUUUUCUGCAGCUCAGGGUGGGUUGCCCUGCUGCCCCAGCUUCCUGGGCAGGGACAGAUACCCCCGGCACCCUGGAAUAAACAAGCACUGCAGCAACCCCAGGAUCACAGGAAGAGAGUCUGGAAUACUCCUUUCCCCGGGGGAAGGGUACAGUGGAGUCGGGUCUCAUCUGUGAGUCCCAUUAGCCCUGAGUGACCUCAGUGCCCAUGGGCUGGACGCUGGCACUGCUCAGCCUGACUCAGGGAGGUUUUCUUUUCUUGCCCACUUGGAAACUGGGGCUAGAAGUUCUCCAGGCAGGGUGCCAUGGUGCCUCAGUGCAGGUGCUUGAAAGGCCUGGGGCCUCAGUUUACCAGCCCCUCACAGAUCACAGACAGGGUGUAUGAAGGAUUCCUACUUGCCCUCCGCAGAUUGCAGACGGGAUGUAUGAAGGAUUCCUCAAAGCCCUGAUAGAAUUUGCCUUCCAGCACGUCUACCACUGCGACCUGUGCACCCAGCGCGGCUUCAUCUGCCAGAUCUGCCAGCACCACGACAUCAUCUUCCCCUUUGAGUUUGACACCACAGUCAGGUGUGCCGAGUGCAAGACUAUCUUCCACCAGAGCUGCCAGGCUGUGGUGAAGAAGGGCUGCCCCCACUGUGCCCGCCGGCGCAAGUACCAGGAACAGAACGUCUUCACCUGAUGCCCAUCUGCUGACCCCGUUCUGAAGGCUGGGGGUGAGUGUGGCUCAGCCAUCCCAGCUGGGUUUGCCAUCAGCCCAGGAUACUUACCGUGUCACAGCUGUGUCCCCUUGUCAGGAAGACCCUCAAAUGUGACCAGAGCACUGGCCUCCCAGAGAAAGCCCAGGAGUCCCUCUGAUGUCCCCUGGCCCCCUCACCACCCCUCUGCUGCAGGAGGCGUGGCUACCGCCAGAUGCUCCCUGUCUCCGGGCAGACAGGGCCUUUCACUCACCAGGCCCUGGCUCACCAGCGUCCCGGCACCUCCGUUAGGGCUGCCCAAACACUGUGGAAAGGGGACUUGGGGAGCAUUUUCAAUUCCACAUUCCUGAUUAAAAGGUCUUGUUUUAUAAGGUGAGUUUUUCCCAUUCAUAUUUCAACAGAAAGUAUUUUUUUAUUCUUGACUCUACAUAAGUCACCCAUGAAAUCCGGGCAUUCUCACCCCCAGCGGAUGCACAGGAGUCAUUCAGGCCUGGCCUAGAGGCAGUGGGUGGCUGGCGGGCAGGCCACUGCUGGGACAGGACCCACCCGGUGCCUUUCCUUGGCCUUCAUUGCCAGUGCCAGACCGCCCCUCAGCAGGUCCUGGUGACCCCGCUUCCUCUCUGUCUCCUCUUUACUCCCCACUCUCGCUGGCUGAGCCCACCCCUUUCUCAGCGUCAGAGCCCCUAGCUCUUCUCUAGCCCGGGGCCUUGGCCCCAUUCGGAGAAGGAGAAAUGACUGGAAACCAGCACUGUCAGCACUUUGAGCCCUCCUCGGUUUAGGGAGGGUCGCUGUCUUGCCUACCCCCGAUCCUCCUCUACAGACAGGGGUGCUGCUGCAGAUGCUCCAGGCCUACCUUGGUGGGUGCCCCGGGGUCACACUCUCUGCCUGACUGACCCCUGCCAGGGCACAGACAAGCAGGACCCCAGAGAGGGCAGGCAGCCCGGCCCUGCACUGUGGAGAAGUGACCCAGUCCUUUGCCCUAAGCUGUGCGGGGCUUGCAGGGGAGCUGCCCUGUGGAUGCAGCCGUGGCCUCACAAAGCCAUGAAUUCCCACAGCAUCACUGAACUUGCCCAGCCAGGACGUGGAGACUGAAGAACUUCCCCAGAGCAGGACUGCCUUUGAAGGGGCCUUGGGGCUGGGGUGGGAGCCUGGAAUUGUUUUUGAAGUGAAGUUCAGACCCUCCAGGCUUUGGGGAAAUGUGGGUUUGCUGGUCUGUCUGUCGCCAUCCUCCACCUCUCCUGGACCCAGCAGGCCCUCAGUCCCAGCUGUCUUACCUGCGCUCAGCUUGGAGUCUGAGGCCUCAGUUGGAGAUCUGCCUGUCACUGUCAGAGAUGAGCCCACCCUCACCCCUCCCUGGGGGCGAUCGGCUGCUGAGUCACCCACCCAGCCUUGGAGCUGGAUGCCUGUGCAGCAGAACAGAGGCGGCAGUGGCAGGCAAGUGGAGGCUGCGCACAGCUUUUCCGGGUCAUGGCGCACACCCGUGCCCAGAUGCCAAUGCCUCCUAAGCCGGGAGCUGGGUUAUGCACCUGCCAUGGCCCACAUUAACUCUCCAUCAGAGUUGGCCUCGUCAGAGCCCUCAUUGCCCCAUCCCUGAGUGGGCAGGAGCCUGGCCUGGGGAGGGCUUGGGCCUGUGAGGAUUCUUCCCGAAGGCGCCCUCGGAAACAGACUAAUUCUCAGGGAAAUCAGAUUGCGAUAAAAUGAGAUGGAAACAGACAACAUUCAGAUCUGAGAUUUCCUGUCCUUGAAGGCCCUUUCAGAUUACAAGUUGGCAUCCUCUGCCCAUCUAGGUGCCGCAGCUUCCCCCAAGGACAGUAGAUGGUAGGCCCAGAGAAGAUAAGAGAAACUGGGGGAGGGAGGCCCAGUGGAGGGCCACGGCACGUGACCUGGUUCUGCACUGCCAGUGGGCUCAGCCCUUCUCCAUCCUCAGCAAAGCGCCUCUGAGGGCACUUGUUUCCGCUUCUCCCCAACUUUUUUGUUUGUUUGUUUGUUUUGAGAUGGAAUUACUCUGUUGCCCAGGCUGGCGUGCAGUGGCGUGAUCUCAACUCACUGCAACCUCCACCUCCCAGGUUCAAGCAAUUCUCUUGCCUCAGCCUCAUGAGUAGCUAGGACUUCCCCUUCUCUUCUGCCUGAAGGAGGGGUGGUUUGCAGAUUUCAAUCCAACCCCCAAGAGCUCAUCACAUAAUAUAAGUGUCAUAAUAGCUGAUAUUGGUGGGCGCUGUGGCUCAUGCCUGUAAUCCCAGCAUUUUGGGAGGCCAAGGCAGUCAGAUCAUUUGAGGUCAGGAGUUCAAGACCAGCCUGGCCAACAUAGUGAAACCCCGUCUCUACAAAAAUACAAA